Molecule: messenger RNA, 1311 nt
Organism: Megalobrama amblycephala (Wuchang bream)
Lineage: Eukaryota; Metazoa; Chordata; Actinopteri; Cypriniformes; Xenocyprididae
Gene: pak1ip1
Product: PAK1 interacting protein 1
Exons: 10
Coding region: 187-1296 (369 amino acids)
Molecular function (GO): protein binding
Source: RefSeq, a predicted model, not a curated record
GUAUUGCACUUCCGGUGGAAGUUAAAGGAGUUUAGUAUACACGUUGUUGUAGGCAUGAGCAACCGUAUUCUACUUUCAACGGGCUUUAGUGUUUAAGUUUUUUAUAAACCAGGUAUAAUAUUUAUUAAUAUAAAUAAUUACAUAUGAGGGACAGCGUGUCAUCUCUUAAAGGCUGUCUGUAACUGUAUGAACACGUGUUUUAUAGUCAUGGGGGAUCAUGUGGAGUUAGUCGCUGGUUGUUAUGAGCAGAUAGUAUUUGGAUAUCGAGUGUGCACUAGUGAUAAGGAGUGGACACUUGAGCCCAACUUUACCCAUCAUGCACACACAGCAUCUCUGACUGCAGUUUCAUCCAGUGAUCGAUUCAUCGCCACUGGGAGCAAAGAUGAAACCAUUCAGCUGUAUGACAUGAGCAAGAAAACUGAACAUGGGGCUUUGUUGCACCAUGAUGGUACCAUCUCGUGUCUGGAGUUCUACGGAACGUCCCAUUUACUCAGCGGAGGACAAGACGGUCUCAUCUGUGUGUGGAGCACCCAAAAAUGGGAAUGUUUAAAAUCUAUCAAAGCUCACAAGGGUCAUGUUACUUCACUGUCCGUACACCCUUCUGGAAAACUUGCGCUCUCUGUUGGAACAGACAAGACUCUGAGAACGUGGAAUCUUAUCGAAGGACGUUCAGCUUUCAUCAAGAAUAUCAAACAGACUGCAGAGAUCGUCUUGUGGUCACCAGAUGGAGAUCAGUAUGCAGUGGUUAUCAAUAAUACAGUGGAUAUUUACACUGUGACGUCUGCCACAAUUAUUGGAACCAUUACAUUCCCAAAAAGGAUUUCAUGUGUGAAGUUUCUGAAGAACACACUCUUGGCUGUGGGAGGAGAUGAUGAGAGUGUGUGUAUCUAUGACGUGACCUCACAGAAGUGUGUCUGCGAGUUCAAAGCACAUGAGAACAGAGUAAAAGCCAUUGAGAGCUUCAUGAAGGAUGAUUUUUGUGUCCUUGUUACGGCGUCAAACGAUGGAUUCAUUAAGUUGUGGAAACUCAAUCUUGAGAAACUUGAGACUCCUUCCUUGCUUGGUCAGGUGAACACCACUGCCCGACUCACCUGUCUUUCCGUUUGGAUAUCUGGUGAAGCGAAAGAGACAACUGUGGAACCGUCUGCCCAGCCUGCAACUUCUAAAGCUGUUGCGGAGCCCCCUGUGCCAGCCAAAGGUAAACGGGUGAGGCUACCGGGAGAGGAGGUGAUCCUAGUGGAGGAAAGCAGCUCCACAAAGAAAGGAAAAAAGAAGAAAAAACAAAGAGUGCAAUAAACACUUUUAUUGAAA